AUGGCGGCUGCCCUCUGCUCGACCUCCCUCUGGUCCGAUCCACCGGCAGUUCCCAACGCCGGUGGCUGCAUCAUCCGCUCACGGGCUGGCCGCAGCCCCGCGCUGGACUGCCACCGGCGAUCACAUCCCCGAUCGGGGCUGCCCGCCGGAUCCGUCACCUCCGUCGUCACCUCCGGCAAGCUGCCUCCGAGACGAGACGUGUCGACCAGGGUCUAUGGUUCUCUACUCAUCGGCGGCGGCGGUGGACCGCUUGUGUCUCCCAGCGAUCAGUGGGGCAUGUGGACCGCCCUCUUUGCCACCGGAGCAUUUGGUAUCUGGUCGGAGCAGAAGACAGAGGUCGGCAAGGCGCUGAGCGGCGCUCUGGUUAGCACGCUGGUGGGGCUCGCAGCCAGCAGUCUGGGGAUUGUCUCCAGUCAGGCUCCAGCCUACAAUGUGGUCCUCGAGUACCUGCUUCCUCUCUCCAUCCCUCUUCUGCUCUUCAACGCCGAUCUGCGGCUCAUCCUGCGCUCUACGGGGACUCUGCUGCUGGCUUUCUUGCUCGGCUCAGGUUGAUUCUACGGGACGAUUUCCGGUCCGGAAAAAGCUUUUACCCUGGAUACAGUUUUUGAAUUAAUCAUUUCUUCUGAGUUCGUACCGGAACGUGUGUAUUUCGCCAUGAAAUGCAAACUAAAUAAGCCAUAUAGAAUACAUCUGUCAUAUAGAAGGAAAUAAUGUUUUAAUGCGAUACAUUCGUUCCAGGAAUUUAUAAUCGCAAUUCUGGGUCAAACUUUUUGGGCCAAUACUUGUGAAAUAUUACAAGAACAGUCCAUCAUUUAUAGAACAUAGACAUAAUGUGCUGGUCACGGUUCAUUCAAGAACCAAAGACAAGACAAUAUACAAAUAAAACUAAAUAAACUUUUAUGCAGCUUUUGUACAAUUACAGCUACUUUCCUUCUGCUUUGUAAUUUUGUCUUUGGUUUUGCAGGGUCUACAGUUAUAGGGUAUUUAUCCUCUCAUAAAUAUUUUUGACCUCUGAGGAAGCCAUUGAACCCAUAAAAAGUUCGCAGUUGUAGUUAAAAUCCCUACACCAAAUUCCACACAAAACUAUGAGUUUCCAAUUUUAUAAAGUGUCAGGAGAAUUCGUUGUGACACUUGGGUGUCUUCUGUAAAUGAGGAUUUUGGCGUUUUUCCUGCCUCUUGUUGGCAUCACAUGUGAAGAUUCUGCAUCGAAAUUGGGAUUUUUAGGUCUGGAAAACCUGGAGAUGAGAAAAUGUAAAAGGUUUUGGUAGGUUGACCGGGAGAAAGCGGCUGUACAUUCGCUUCGGCCUAGGUUGGUGAUUCAACAUGGAAGGUUGCCUUGGGUGAAGAAACUGUGAACCUCCACUGCUAAUAGAUACAAUUAUGAAAUGCCUGUUAGGAAGAUGUAUGGUCAGGAGAAUGAUGGUGGGGAACCUAAAUAUCAACAGAUGGGGCAGCCUGUGGAACAAACUCUUUGUGAUCUGGCGAGAGGUACUCGGGACUCUGGACCUUAGGAACUUUGGUCGAGGCAUUCCCAUUCACUAAUGUACUUUAUGUUGCAACGGAUGCAGGACCUGUGGCAAUCUAAUAAAUGCAGUGAAGUGUUUGGUGCUGAAAGGGGCUGCCUUGUCAUCCUCACCAAUCAUCUCCCUCCAUCCCUUAAAUCAUAUGCGAUAAUACCUCAUUUCGUCCACUUUAAAUGCUUAAAACUUCUUGGUUUUUAGCAUAACCAUUUGGAAGCUGGAUAUCUGCUGAUUGAUGACCUUGAAAUCGAAACUACUUGGACUUCUAUUCCAAAUUCAAAACGCUAACCAUACCUCAGCCAUCUGUGCAGGGAUUGAUCCUUGGUUUCAAGGUAAAAGUUUUAUGAUACUCAAAGUCAUAGCUGCUGAAUUCUCUUGGUGGCAACAUGCCCUGGCGAAUAAAAAGGGAUAUGGAUGAUUUUACGUACUUACCCCCAGAGUCACCUAAAGGGACUGCAGUUAUACAUGGGGAUUGGCCAAGAACUGUCCUACGAAUUCGGUGUGCAGAAUAAUACAUCACAUCCUUCGAAAUUUGAAUCUUGAAAAAACAGAAUUAAAAUAUGAAACAUACUUGAUCUUGCAGCAUUUUGGAAUUUUCCAAAUGAGAAAUUUCGGAGUAAAUUUAUGAGUUAACUUUAAGUCAUUUAAAGGGAGUAGAGCUGGGAAUUGCCAUUGAUUGAAAACUCUUCCCAACUCAGAGUACAACAUAAUAUAUCUAGGGAUUUCCAGUUGAUCUGAAUCUGAAUGGGAAAGGAGAGCUAAAAUAUGAACAAUACUUAAAAUGAUAAAAGGAUAAUUACAAAAUUCGCAACAACAAUGCCCUCCAUGCUAUAAAACCAUCUAGUUGUGUGAUACGAAUGUUUUCAAUUUCAAAGAUUAAGUACGUGGGGGUCGUGCAUUUUAAAGUGCUUAAACGCAUUCUCUGACUUUCCACAAUCCGAAUCUAGGAAUAGUAUUAGCUUCUUUUUGGUGUGCUUUUUCUUUAAGCUAGACCUCAUUUUUUUUUUCAACUUACCUUCGAUUUAUGUAACCUGUCUCAUCAUCCUUCUCCAUUUUCCUCUAUUGUUGAAACCCAGAUUUGAUCAGAUUUUACUAAAGUUUUCUCAUUCAUGUUAAUUCAUCUGUUUUCUUCUUAUGCAGUUGCAACAAUUGCUGGUACUAUAGUAGCAUAUUUGCUUGUGCCUAUGAGAUCACUUGGGCAGGAUAGCUGGAAAAUAGCUGCGGCUCUCAUGAGUAGACAUAUUGGUGGAGGUAUUUCUCAGAAACUAACCUUUUAUGUUCUUCUGUUCUGUAGAAGAUGGAAUAAUUGAAUUUUAGGUAAAAACAUUUGGAUUAUGGAGCAUACAUGUGCGUAAAUCAUAAGGUAAAGACCAUGAAUGUAGCAUGUGACAAUGGCAUUGAAACCAAGUCUAUUGGUACUGGAUCCGUUGGCAAACUAGAUUAGAAUGGUCUCUCUGUGAAUCUCAGAAUAUCUUAGAUAUGUUCAAGUAUUUAAUGAAUUUCAUCUAGUUUCUCAGUCAAUUACAUGAAAUCGAGAACAAAAAUCAUUCUUUGGUUGCUCAUUACGGUAUAAUACUCAUAAAAUUUCAUUGAUGUUCUUAUUGUGAUUAAGGUUGUGCAGUGAACCGAGUAUUCUAUAUUCUUGUGGACUGAAUCACAAAUUUUCAGACGUAGAUUAUCAGUAUGAUUAACUGUAUUCAUUAGCAAAUAUCUUUUCUGUGCAUGGCAGAUGUCACGCCUGGCUCCAUGCCUCAUGCACAUUUUUAGAUAUUUUGGUAAUUCAGUCGUUUUGUCAGGUCUUGUAUCAUAUGUUCCAUCUCAAAUUGUGUUCCUACCAAAUAAGUGUGCAUCUGUAGGACCCAUACAUGUCUUAUGUGCCCCUUUUUCUUUUCUCAAGAACUGAUGAUGGUAUUACAUGACGCUUAGGAAAAUGAUGAUAGUAAUUUGGAAAUCGUCACUUUUUCACAGUAAUUUUUAAUACAUUUUAUUCAGGGGGUACUAGAAAGUUUAAUUAGCGUGGAAAUGAUGAAAUAAAAUAUUUUUAAAGUUUUUAUGUAAAUGGAGAUUUGAUGGAUAGGACAACACCUCAUAUUAAAAGGAUUUUUCAAGAUAAUUCCUGGCUUAGGGAUGCCCUCUCAUCCCCAAUCCUCGAUCAGUCACCAAUAAUUUUGCAGUAGACUGUAGAGAAUAGCGUGGUAGUUUAUUUUUCCUCUUUUCUCGUUUUUUUGUUUUACUUCUAUCACUGUUUCUGAUUUAAUCUCAAUCCCUUUAUGUUUCCUUCGCUGCAAUAGGUUAAUAGCGAUUUUGCUCUGAGACAGCAGGCCAUAAGAAGUUUGACCCAGCCAAACUUUGGCUCAUUUGUGGUUCUUUUUCCUAUUGGUUCACUGAGAGGAUUGAAUUCCCUCGCUGGAACCAGAUUAAGGACCCCUGGUAUUGAGAAAAAUUUACCUGAUUGGCGAACAACCUCCCACACCUUUCAGAAAGGGAAAAAAAUACACUUCCAAUUAUAAUUUUCAUUCACAUUUCAGGUGGCCAGGGAAACAGCAUUCCAAAAAAAGGUGGCUCCUACAUUAUGAUUAGUUGUCUCCGACCCUCAUGGUCAAAACUUUAUGACUGUUUGAGAAUUUUUUACAACAUAUGUUCAUACAUUUUGGUAUGGUUUCAGAGCUAGAAUAAUGGACAAUUAUACCUCGAAGGAGAGCCAGUUUACUUAAUGAACAACAGGAUAAAAUCUAGCGCUAUAAUUUAUUCCACUUUUCCUCUUUUACAUUAAAGUCAAUGAUAUUCCCCGUUUUCAUUAACAUUAUAUUAUUGAUGAGGACCUCCAGCAAAGUGUUGUACAGGUCAUGAUAUUGGCUGAAUAAGGAGCGUUUUACACACCAGAUUAUAAUCCCACCUUUGAGGAAACCCCACUCUCGCAUUGGGAACUGUUAUGAACGUCUGUUAGCAUGGUUAUGCGGUUCAUUUGUCUCCACUUAAAAUUAAGACUAAAAAGUACCUGAUUCUGGCUGCGAUUCGGGAUAAUAUGGAGGUAAAUUACAUCAGUACCGUUAUCUAAAAAAGUAUGGCCACUCUUCUAGUAUAUAAUGAAUCAAAGCCACUGUAAAAUAGUGCAUCUCCAGAUGUUUCGAAAAACAUGGUUUCUUUCAAGGCACUUUUAAAACUUAAUUCCCUAGUAUGAUUCUUUUUUUUUAAUGUCUUACAAAUCGUUAUGGUUAUGUAUUAAUAUUUCUCGUCUCUCUGUUAUAGGUUGCAUUCUUUGCUUUAUGUUUGCCAUUAUGUUUCUUCUUGAUAAAUUUGUCUCAAUUUAUCAUUUUUACUGUAACUCUUUCGAUAAUAUGCCAGCGGUCAAUUAUGUGGCUGUUUCGGAGGCUCUUGGUACUUCUCCAUCAGUUUUGGCAGCAGGACUGGCUGCAGAUAAUAUUAUUUGCGCAAUAUAUUUCACAACAAUUUUUGCAUUGGCAUCCAAGAUAAGUCCAGAGGAUUCCACACCAAAUAAAGGUACGUUGACAUUCUGUUACAACAAUACUUGUUGAUUGUAUUCCUUUGGGUCAUUUUAGAUACUAUCUGUAAUUCCUACUUUUUAUUUGGACCUGGUAAUUUUAUUGUUAUGAACUUAAAGAGUGGCGACCUGAAGACUUUGAAAUAGCAUUCUUAAAAGUUUAGAGAUUUUAAGAUUUUUUCGUGAUUAUUUCUCAGGAGUAGUGAUAUAGGAUUGUUAAACAGAAAUUCGUUAUCUAGAUAUCAUACAUCGGUAUUCAUUGAGCGGUUGGCCUUAUGGUGUAAACUUACAUCAUUUUGAAGAUCUGAAAGAUCUUCUAUCGUGAAACCAUGAAUGAGUGACAAAAUGACAAUUUUGGAUAUAACUGACUUUUCGGAUGUGUCAUGGAAAAUAGGGGGAUGGUUAACUCUCCCAGUGUUGGAGACCAUAUAAAAGUUUAUUCUAUUUAUGGGACCUUUUCAAGGAACGUAAACAGAAGAAUGUGACAUUGACUACUAGUACUCAUUUAGUGAAGGUCUAACUUUUCCAUCUUGACGAAAAUGGACAUCUAAGAGAUAUUAUUUCAUGCGAUGAAACUUCUUUGGCAUUGUAAUAUCUGAUUCCCACCUAUCGCACAUAUUAGUUAUGAGAUUAAAAACUAAUUAUUUCGCUUAGAAUAACAUGGAAUUUUUUGAGGGGCAAAUUCUUUUAACAAGGUUUCCUCUGCAUUGAAGCAGAUGCUCUUUUGGCUGCGGAAGCCAGCACUGGAGGUAAACUAUCUGUACUACAGGCUGCCAGUGCUCUUGCCGUGUCUUUUGCUAUAUGCAAAUUCUCCACCUAUCUCACCAAGGCACUAGGCUUCCAAGGAGGCAACCUCCCCUGCAUAACAGCAAUUGUUGUAGCCUUGGCAACAUUGUUUCCAGCACAGCUUCGCACUCUAGCCCCUACAGGAGAGGCCAUCGCUCUGAUUCUCAUGCAGGUACUGUGUUAACUUCGCAAUUGUAAAUGGUUCAGUAUGCAUUUUUAUGUGUUUUAUGUUUUCUCAAAAGUUUUGGAAACUAUUUUUAAUACCUUUUACCUCCACGCCCAAUUAUGAAUUUUUUUAACAUAGAGAACUGGUUGUUCUUUGUUUCUUUUUCUCCAUCCUCUUUGCAUUAACGUUUAUUUUUUGAAUAGUUUCUUGGAAUAUUUUAGCAAUCCUAAUUCUAUUGUUUUUGAAAUAUAUAGCGAAUUUUAGAUUACUCGUUGACAGUGGACUCGCAUUUGUGUUUUCUACCUGGUUAAUCCGAUUGUCAAUGUUCCCUGCCUCCCUCCAGAUUUUGCACAUGCUGGCCUGUGCACUGAAGUGGAGGGAAAAGUGGUCCAUAGGUUUUAGAUAAUUUUCCUAUCAUUGUUCAACCGGAGCUUUCUUUUACAUGACUAGUUUUCUGAAACGAAUAUUCAGGAAGAAGAAGCCAGAUAAAACCAUGAUAAAAGGGCGAAAAGAAGCUUGGACAGGCCCAGAAACUUCACUUUAUAUGUGGUCUUGAUAUCCUAAAAUGACUUCCAGUUUCUUGAGGCUUAUUCUGUUCUACCCGGCCAAAGUUAAUCAACCUCUGAUUUUCCAAACAUGCGAACGCCCUCUCCACUAUCACACAACGGAUUUAUUGAUGGCCCUGUUUUGGUCAUAACUUUCUAUAAUUGUGGGCAGGUAUUCUUUGCGGUGGUUGGAGCAAAUGGGAGCAUAUGGAAUGUGAUAAAUACAACACCAGGUGUUUUUGCAUUUGCUUUUGUGCAAUUGGUUGUCCACCUGGCUAUCAUACUUGGCGUCGGAAAAUUGCUGGGAUUAGAAAGAAAGCUUCUACUAUUGGCUUCCAAUGCCAAUGUUGGGGGCCCAACCACAGCUUGUGGAAUGGCCACAGCCAAAGGAUGGAGUUCUCUGAUAGUGCCCGCAAUUUUGGCUGGGAUCUUUGGGAUAUCCAUUGCCACCUUUCUUGGUAUUGGCUUUGGGGUUUUUGUUCUGAAAAAUCUAUAG
Molecule: messenger RNA, 7015 nt
Organism: Spirodela intermedia
Lineage: Eukaryota; Viridiplantae; Streptophyta; Magnoliopsida; Alismatales; Araceae
Source: the annotation of a GenBank genome assembly